Neolamprologus brichardi is the source of this 7510-nucleotide messenger RNA. The record is from RefSeq and is a predicted model, not a curated record. Lineage: Eukaryota; Metazoa; Chordata; Actinopteri; Cichliformes; Cichlidae.
GAUGAUGAUGAAUACAUUGGAAAGUUUUUUGGCCCCGGCGAGGGUGUCAGAUUGAAUGGCCUGUGCGCAUGUGCGAAGGUAUCACAACUGACAAUGCUGGUGAGAUGAAGAUAGUGUUGUUGCUGCUUCUGGGCUCACGGAGGACGACGAGAGGAAUCUACAAGCCGACAAGAUGAGAUCCAAGGCGAGGGCGAGAAAACUGGCCAAAAAUGACAGUGAGCCAGUGGACAGCAUGUACGACACAGAGGCUGAUCUGCCAGGUUUAGCGGCUGGCAGCGGAGGUGGCGCCGACAGCCCAGAAGACGACGCAGAAGACGGCAUCAUCAACAUGUCCCCCUUGCCCUCACCGACUCCCUCCCAUCCAAACAGCAACCACCACCACCUGCUACACCCCCAUAUCUAUGCCUCCCACCACCACCAUCUCCACAACAAUAGCAGCAGCAGCAAUGACCAGGACUUCACCACACCCAAGGAGGGCUCGCCCUAUGAGGCGCCUGUCUACAUUCCUGAUGACAUUCCCAUUCCCAGUGAACUGGAGCUGCGGGAGUCCUCUGUGCCCGGUGCAGGUCUAGGUGUAUGGGCAAAGACCCGCAUAGGUGCUGGUGAGAGGUUUGGUCUGCACAGCACAAAGCAUCAUGUGGCCACAGGCAAAGACAGUUCCUUUGGAUGGGAGAUGAUGAAUGACCAUGAGGAUGACUCCCCUGAUAGCUGCAUCAAAAAGGUGGUGGAUGACAUGGGCAACGUGAAGUUUGCACUGGACACGGGACCAGAUGCCGCUGGCAACAGCUGGCUCAAAUACGUCCGCUCUGCCCCGUCAUUUGAGGAGCAGAACCUCGCCGCCUGUCAUCUCACGGGAGACCAGAUUUAUUAUAAAGCUGUCCGGGACAUUGAAGCAGGGGAGGAGCUCUUAGUGUAUAUGAAGGACGGUAUUUUCCCUGAGGGAUCCAUGGCACCCAACCUACAAGACGAGCAGAUGUACCGCUGUGAAGACUGUGAUGAGCUGUUCUCCUCAACACUUGAGUUGCGGCGGCAUCAGAAGUAUUCGUGCUCCAGUGCUGGCUCCAUCUUUGACGCACUAAGAGACGACUUCAAACAGGAACGUGAGGACAGCGACGAUCCUGUCCAUGAGUGUAAAGACUGUGAGAAGAUCUUUCCCAAUGAGUACAGUCUGGGACAACACAUGAUAGUUCACACAGAAGAGAGGGAGUACAAGUGCGACCAGUGCCCCAAAGCCUUCAACUGGAAGUCCAACCUCAUCCGUCACCAGAUGUCACAUGACAGUGGCAAGCGCUUUGAGUGUGAAAACUGUGAUAAGGUACAGCAUACCCGCCACGUGUUCACAGAUCCCAGUAACCUUCAGCGUCACAUCCGCUCUCAACACGUGGGGGCCCGCGCUCACACAUGCCCUGAAUGUGGCAAGACCUUUGCCACCUCGUCAGGCCUCAAGCAGCAUAAGCACAUCCACAGUAGUGUCAAACCCUUUAGCUGCCCUGGUGGGCUGCAUCUUUUUGUUCCCCCAGGCGAGGUGUGCCACAAAUCCUACACCCAGUUCUCCAACCUCUGUCGCCACAAGCGUAUGCAUGCUGACUGCCGCACCCAGAUCAAAUGUAAAGACUGUGGGCAGUUGUUCAGCACUACCUCCUCCCUCAACAAGCACCGUCGCUUCUGUGAGGGCAAAAACCAUUAUGGCUCUCCAGCAGGGAUGUUCAACCCUGGCAUCCCCAUGAGCUCCAGCCCAAUCAUGGCUAAGGCUAAGUCCCACCAUCCCCACCUUUCUGGUUUAAACCAGUCAGGUUUAGGCUUCACUGACUACUUUCCUUCCCGACCUCAUCCUCAUGCUGGCUUGCCCUUCUCCCCAGGACCCCACGGCUUCCCAUCCCUCCCACAUGGUUUCCCAGGUAUUUUUCCCCCGUCGCUAUAUCCACGACCUCCUUUAUUACCGGCCAGUCCACUGAUAAAGAGCCCACUGAGCAGCAGCAGUCAGGAGGUGAAGCUCCCUCAGAGUCCUCUAGAUGCUCCUCCAUUGUCUCUAGUUAGUUCCACAAAUGGCAAUGGUGUUAACAGUUUGAGUCAGCACGAAGACAAAGAGAAGGAGAAUAAACUGGAUUUGUCUUCUAGUGGAGAAGCCAAACCAAAAUCAAAGAUGGCAGAUAUGUCUGACGGUAGUGACCUUGAAGAUGUCAAUACCACAAGUGGGACAGAUUUGGACACCACCACAGGUACUGCUUCAGGGGACGGCUCUGACCUGGAAAGUGAUGGAGAGAGUGAGCGUGAGAGAAGUGGUAAAAGAAGGAAGCCGUCUGGCACUGUAUCAAGCCAAGAGGCACACCAGUUAGAAGACACAAACCGUGCAUUGAUAUCAGCCAUGUCUAGUUCAGGGAACCUGUCGAUUGAUCGUCCGUUUCUUGCUUCUGCGUCGCAGCACUCCUUCUUCCCCCCACCCGAUGAGCAAGCCCUCCCGCCCACAACCACCACAAAUUCCAAUGCAGCCACCACUGAUUCCAUAAAAGCCAUUGCUUCUAUUGCAGAGAAAUAUUUUGGUCCAGGUUUGAUUGGACUUCAUCAGGAGAAGAAGAUGGGUCCACUGCCCUAUCAUUCCAUGUUUCCCUUCCAGUUCCUGCCCAACUUCCACAACUCCCUCUACCCUUUUAGCGCUGAUCGAGGUGCUCUCAAUCCUAGCAUGUUUUUUAAAGCAGAGCCCAAGUCGCCUCGUGAGCAACUGCACAAAAUGGUUUCUAGUUCCCCGGCAGCUCCUGCUCCCACAGCAGAAUCACCGUUCGAUCUCACCACGAAACCCAAGGAGGCCAAGAUAGCUCCUUCAACACCAACAAACACCUCAAACCCCAACAAUAGUACUGGGAGCAGUAGUGGACAUUUAGCAAUAUCUAGCAGUGAAGAACAGCCAUUGGACCUCAGCAUUGGCAGCCGGAGCCGAGGGAGUCAUAAUGGUGUGCCAGCUGAGCCACAUAAUCGAAAGAACCACAUCUAUGGAGGUGGAAAAGGGGUCUCAAUCAAGGAUGAAACUCCAUCUGGUUUUCCACACCCUCAUUCACAGUCUUUGCACCAAUCAACCAUCACCCAGCACCAGCAGCCCCAGGCACAGCCACACCAGCCACCACCACUGCACUAUGCCAAGCCCUCAGCAUUCUUCAUGGACCCCAUAUACAGCAGGGUGGAGAAGAGGAAGCUACUCGACCCGGUAGGAGCUCUGAAGGACAAGUUCCUCCGACCCUCGCCGCCACUCUUCCAUCCCCAGAUGUCAGCAAUGGAGAACAUGACAGAUAAGCUGGACGGCUUUGGAGCACUAAAACUGGACGCACCGCCCAAUUCGCUGCAACACUCGGCCCAUCCGCUGUUCAACUUCCGCUCACCACCACCUUCCCUCUCAGACGCCAUCCUUCGCAAGGGAAAGGAACGCUACGCGUGCAGGUACUGUGGGAAAAUCUUCCCUCGCUCAGCAAAUCUCACCAGACAUUUGCGGACACACACAGGGGAACAGCCCUACAGGUGUAAAUACUGUGACCGCUCAUUCAGCAUCUCAUCCAAUCUUCAACGCCAUGUCCGCAAUAUCCAUAACAAGGAGAAACCCUUCAAGUGUCACUUGUGCAACCGCUGCUUUGGUCAGCAAACCAACCUCGAUCGCCAUCUCAAGAAGCACGAGCACGAGAACAUUCCUGUGAGCCAACAGUCUGGGAUGCUUUCCAACUUAGGAACGACCAUCUCCUCGCCAAACUCAGAGCCAGAAAAUCAUGCACUUUUAGAUGAGAAGGAGGACUCGUACUUCUCAGAAAUCCGCAACUUCAUUUCCAACAGUGAGAUGAACCAGGCCUCCAGCUCCACGGAUAAGAGAUCAGAUCAGCCUGAGGAGGAGCACCCUCCCAGCCACAGUUUGUCCAACUCCAAGCUAGGUCUCCAGGGUCUGGAGGAAGAGGAAGAGGAAGUGGAGGGUGACGAUGAAGAGGAGGAGGAAGGCAGCCUGACGGAGAAGUCGCACGACGAGGCGCCCGAGUCCCCGUCUCCUGUCACAACAGGAGUGUAUGAGGAGGAUGAGGAAGAGGAAGAGGCAGAGGCGGCUCCAUUAGCGAUGAGCUAUGAACACACUCGCAGGCUUAUGCAAUGAUGCUGUCUCUCUCUGAGAACAACCCUUUGCACGCGCCCUCCCAGAACUCUCUGGACGCUUGGCUGAGCAUGGGAGGUGGACCGUCUGAGACGAGCAGCUUUCACCCACUCAACCACAUCUAAGCGAGAGAGAGAGAGAAAAAAAAGGUGGGAGGAAGAGUAGGAGGAGGAACAGAAAGACUAAGUGGACAUGAGUAGGGGGCAAGACAAAGGAUGAUGGAGAAGAUUUCAUUGUCAUACACAUUCAAGAUAGAAAGAAUGGGUUUGUGUGGAUGUGUGUGCUUGUUUUGUGUGUGUCUGUGUGUGAGUGUUGUUAAAGAAAGAAGGGGAAGAUUUUCCCCCAGGUGAAGGGUCUUGCAAAGACUGUCAAAGCGAACGCACUGCUAAGCUCCUGUUGAUGUGAAGGACAUGAUGAAUGCUUCUCAAUAGCAUUGAAACUCUGCAUUACUCUGAUCCUCCCCAAGUGCACAAGGCUUACUGCAGCACCACAGAGACCCUGCGUAAGGCUCUCAUAAAGACUCUUAAUGACUGAUACGUCUCUAAAGUCUGUAUACACCGCCUACUACAAACACUGCAGAGACAUGCUGCAUUGGCACUGCAUGUCCACAAGUUGGCACUGUUUCACCAAGAAUAGAGUGAAAGUGUUGACCGCCGUCUCCGUGUUUCCUCCAACCAUGGGUGACUUAUUUACUGAUUUUGUUUCAGUUGUAACAGCAGAAUCAACAAUAGCGCCACACUAAAUGUUACUUAAAGAAUUGGCAGAUACAAUAGACUGUCGAUUUUUUUUUUUUUAAAGAAUUUUAUUCUACGUUCAAAUGUGCUUUCAAUGAGUUAUCUGGGCCACUAGCCAUUGUAAUUGGUUAUUCAAACUUGAUCAUGCUGAAAAUGGAUUUAAAUCAUGUUCAGAAAAAAAAAUGAGGAAAGUCUUUCUCUGCUUGUUUCAUUGUCAUUUGUUAAUUUUAUUCACAUUAAUUUUUCUUUCCUCUUACACAGUAUUGUUUCUUCGUAGGCACUGCAGUGCUUAAUUGUUAAUAUAAUUAAUUUAGAGAAGGACCAAAAUUGUAUGAUAUGUCAUAUGAUGUACAAAUUAACCUAGAUGUUCAUAGGAAGAGUGGUAUGUGCCAAAUAACCCAUAGAAAAUGUUUUGUUCUCUGACAAUCAUUUCAUUUCCAAGGGGCUUGCAUUUGCUGUCAUAGUUUCUUUGUUUUUUCUUUCUUACUAAGCGCUUAUAUAUUUGAUUUCAGAAGUGUGUGUUUGUAUUUAUUUUUGGUUGUUUUGUCAUGGCAGGGGGAGUGAAAAUGAAGAAGUCAUUUUAUCCCUCGUUUCUUGUUGCUGAAGGAAUGGUAAACUAUCAGAACAUGAGGGAGAUUCAGAAUCUCUGGUUUUGAUGGGUUAGUGUGCCAAAAUGAGAAAAAAAAUACAAAAUCAAAACAAAAACAAAAACAAAACAAAAAAACAAAAAACAUGAAAUUAAUUGAUUUUAUUUAUAGUGAAAUAUAGCUGUAGUUAGUCUUAGAUCCUAUUUGGCAUUGAAACAUCCUGCAGUGUUUAGCCUUUUUAUUUCCUUGUUUUAGUUGAACCAUUUUACCCAGUAGGCUGAAUGUGUCUUGUUCAAAAUGGUUCAAGUACUAAAGGGGGCAGGCUUGGACAACCUUCGUUAUGGAUGUCAUGAAAAGGGCAUUACAUUGUUACACUAUUGAAUCUGAGUAUUUUCUACAACAUCGAGCUCCCCCUUUCAUCUGUUUGAGAUUUAAUACAUGUCUUAUAACCAACAAAUACUGUUGUUUUUGGUUUUUUUAAUGAGUUGUCCAAUUUUAUACGGUCCAAAAUUCAAACGCACACAGCCACAACUGCACGAACGUGACAUAAUCACUGACUAUUUGAGAAGAAAGACAACAACUCAUUAAACCAAAAGAACUGAUAAAAACAAACCACAGAAAGUAUUAAAACGGGCAUCGUAAUUCUGCUGGUCGGUCCAUUCAAAUUAAAUGUCUAGCUGUCUAGCUGGAUGGGGAAAACCGAAACACUUGAUAACUUCUUAAUCUGAAAUUCUUCUUCUGAGGUCAUACUGAAAACUCAUUCCAUAUGGUCUACAAGGUAGCUGUGCCGUGGAGGGGCGUGAGUAAUUUACUGUAGAUAGCUGCAAAAAGGUGGAGCGUGGGCAUUGUUGAUCACUGUUCCUCUCCGCAUACUGGGACUUUUCUAACUAGGCCUGAUGCUGUAUUUUGAAAAUAGCACUUAAAUCAUAUGGGUCCAAGCCAAUAAUUGAUCAUGCUUAGGUCCCUGAAUGUUAGAACAGAUACAUUUGGUUUCACUUUCACUAGAUGGGCAUGUUGUGCUCAACAUGGAGAGGUAAGGAUAACAGAAGCACUGUAAUUUUUCUUCAUGACAGUAGGUGGUAGUGUGAUGCUAGGACUGCUGCAUCAUCUCAGUUUUCUAAAGACAGAUGUCUUCUUUUUAUAUAAUUCUACUGAAUGAGAUUCAAUUCAUGGUAAAUGCAUUGCUUUCCAACUUGUGGUUACAAAAUGUAAAGACUUGGGUCAUUAAGUUUUAAGGUUGACUGUUUGUAGUAAUUCUUGUCAUGGACUACUGUAAUAAGUACGCGCUGUGUAAAGCAAAGGAACUGAAGGCAUAGAGGUAUUUCAUUUUGCCAGCUUCAGAACGUAUUCUGGCAAGUGGUCACUGAAAUAUGUUUCAGCAAAAUAGAAGAUGGUUGCUGUUUGCCCCCGCUGUUACAGGAGAAAGUAAAAAAUAUACAUAGUUUCUUUUUAACUGUAUAGUAUUUUAAAGAAUGAAAAACAUGGUGCAUUUGUCUGAAGAAAAAAAAUCAUUGAAAAAUAUGGGUUUAAAUGGAUGGUGCUUGUUUUGUUAAAAUCUGAGUUGUAUAUCGCCUCUGUUAUGUUUAUUGAAAGCAAACAAAAAAAAAAUUAUUGUGCAUGACGUGUUAGCAGUCAUAAUGAUGUCCAUUUGUGAAACGUGUAUCAAAUCAAAAAAAUUAAAAAUUAAAAAAAAAAGAAAAGAAGGAAGAAAAAAAAAGAAAUUCGUAGAUGCACUUAUUGUACAUGUGGUUAGGUUAGUAUGUUUGACUUCAACUUCUGACUGCCUUACAGAUGUUUGGACAGGUGGUCCCGAAAGACUUAGAAAAGACUUGUCAGAGAAGACAUAAUGAAAAACAAUAAAGGAUUGUAGAAUAAUAUUGAACAAUUCUGAAAUUGCAGUUCUUUUGAUGCUUGUGAUUAUUGCAGAUGUACUUUAGAGAAAUUUCAUUGAAAAGAUAUGACUCUGAUGUUAAUUCUGUAGAAUAGCAAUGUAUACCAAAUGUAAUCUUUCCAAUGCUAUGAAGAAUUUAUACAUGAAAUUGAUAUGCAAUAAAACCUGUGUGCUUUUUAAA